Molecule: messenger RNA, 2435 nt
Organism: Ictalurus punctatus (channel catfish)
Lineage: Eukaryota; Metazoa; Chordata; Actinopteri; Siluriformes; Ictaluridae
Product: fucolectin
Exons: 8
Coding region: 72-770 (232 amino acids)
Source: RefSeq, a predicted model, not a curated record
CUUUUAAAUAAACUACAUAUUCAUUUAGCGAUACACCAAGUGGACAGCUCAGAGUUUCUUGAGUCAAAGAGAUGAAGAGCGUGUCAAGCAAGAAAAUGGAGAAUUCACAGAGGCCCAUGCUUCUAUUUUUAGGGAUAUGCAUUUUCUCAUUGCAGUGGAUGCUGACCCAUCAGGAAGUCAAUGUGGCCUUAGGAGGAGUAGCAACACAAUCUUCUGUACUCGAUAAUUAUUACCCUGCUUACUUUGCUAUUGAUGGCAACAGAGCAUCUGACGUGAAUUCCUACUCAUGUUCACACACAAAUUUUGAAAAUAACCCAUGGUGGAGGGUGGAUUUGUUGGCUGUGUAUGAUAUUAGCAGUGUAAUCGUCACUAACAGAGGCGACUGCUGUUCAGAACGGAUAAAUGGUGCUGAGAUUCACAUUGGCAACUCCUUGGUCAACAACGGCAACAACAACCCCAGAUGUGUCCUUAUCUCUAGCAUCCCUGCUGGUGCCUCUACAAAUUACACCUGCAACAUGAGGGGUCGUCGUGUGAACAUCAUCAUUCCCAAUGUUAUCCAGGCUCUCACGCUCUGUGAAGUGGAAGUCUAUGGGGUUCCAGUGCCUGUUACUAAGAGGGAAUUUCUGAGAUUGAAGUUUAACAGCAGUGAGGAUCUUAUGAACCCUACUGUGAGGGACAAAAUUCUUCAAAAGAUGAUAUCUGCCAAUGUCCAGCCUUCAGUGCGUCAGAUCCGUUGGACUAAGGAACCAGAGGUGGAAAAUGAAACUUAAAAAACGGUGGCAGAAAUAUAUCUGAAACAACAAGAAGAAGAGGAAGCAGAAGAAGAAGAAGUGUUCAAAGAACAAAAAGAAAAAAAAACAUCAAAUGUGUGAGGUUUUCCUUGUAGCACUUGGAACUACUAGCUAACUGAUGUUAUAGGUUUAUUAAUUAGAAGUACUAGAAGUUUUUUAGUAUAUUUGUUUGGGAAAUGUAGCUAUGAACAAUUAUUACCACAAGGUUUGUACAAGGUGCUUGAAUUUGUCAUUUGGAAAUUUAAAUACUGGAAAACCUUGAAAAUAGCCAUUUUGUUUUUAUGUAACAGUGGUUAAAAAGUGCUUGAAUGAUAAAAAGUCAAUAAAUAAAAAAUAACAAUCACUUUAAAGGGUUUAUUUUCAAAAGAACAUGAAUGCAAUCCUUUCACUCAAAAUAUGACUCCCUGCUGCAGCCCCUCCUCCUCCUGCUGUUCACUCAUUCAUUUUAACAGGGUCAGCUUCGGUCCACUUCUCAGACCCCUUUAUCAACUUUUUUUAAUUUAUUUUUUUAAGCACCUAGCGACAUAUCUAGCGACUUUUCAGACAAACCUUAGCUACUUUCCGUAGAAGAGAAAUGGUCAGUACUGCCCGGCGAGUGCGAGGUCCUGCUUUCAGAAACAGAAAAAAUAUGUAAAUGAGAACAGAUUUAUUGGGAAUUCGGCUGUAUUAAAAUUCAGCAUGUGAGCACAGAGAGUAGGAUAUAUCAUAAAGGGCUGAUACUAGGCAAUUAUUAUUAAUAUUUUUUUGGAAAUGAAGGAUAUGUUUGAAUGACAUCUCUUGUAUAGUCCUUGAAAACAAAACAAAACAAAAACAAAACAAAAAAACAGGGCUUGAAAAGUCUUUGAAAAUCCUGGAAUUUCAUUAUGAAGCAUCUGUACAGACCCUGUUAUAUGUACUAUGUGAUUGAUGUAUUAAACAUGCCUCUUGAUUUCUGGGUUUAGCAUAGUUAUACCUCGGUUUGAGUUUAAAACAAUAACUAGCAAUAUUCUACCAAUAAAUCUAGCUAAGUUUCUCUCACAAAUAUUAUUGAGUAGAUAAAGUACAUUCAGUAGCUUUUCUGGGAUAGUGAGAAUUUAGGUUAAUAUAGUAGAAAACAAAACACUCAUAUUAUCCUGGUUGUAAGAACUGCUCAUUCAUCUGUACACCUUUACAGUUUUCACUGCAGAUUAUCAUCAGCUUUAUUGAACAAUACUCAGAAUCCUUGUCACCUCCCAGCCAAUCAGUCAUGAUGAAUUUUUGUAUGGUUGGAAUCAUGUUUAAAACACAGAAAGUGCCGAGCUCAUGUAAGAAUGAGGUUUUACUCACUGGCAUAAAUGUGUUCACUUUAAACUUUGUUCCUUCCCUUAAACACUUACCUGCUUGAGAAUUUCCAAUGUUUGUAGAAUGAUGAUUCUCAGUACAGCACAGUACCAAAUAUUAAUGGGCUUUAAAUGAAUUUAUUUGUGACAAUUAUGGGAUUUUCUAAUAUGUCAACCUUUAUUUAUUUAUAACUACAUGAUUUUACACCAUCUUAUUUGGCUCAUUAAAGUUCAGAGCUUUCCAUUCUCUUAAUUCAACAUUUCCCAUUGUUAAUAUCAGAAUCUUAUUUAACAUGCAACAUAUUCAAUAAUCUGUAACUAAGACUCAAUAAAGAAAUUCUGAUUA